AGAAUGGAAUGAGUCAGUGUGAGGAGGCAGGUAGCACAUGUUCCUCCGGCUUGGGUGAUGAAUGAAAAGUGGAGUCAUUCUUCGGUUUGGGGCGAGAUGAGUCAAAUGCCCCAAGUUGUUCCUAGUUUAAAGGGAAUUCCAUAAGAUCCUCCUAGAUCCGUGGAAUAGGCGAACAGUUCCCCAUAGUUUGAAGGGAAGGGAAGGCGGUGCCACUGGGCUCUGGGGAGAAGAGGAAUAGCCUCCUUUUCAGCCUGGAAGAGCUGGGCCGGUCCCGGCCUUGAGGUUUCUGGGUACGUUGAGGGCACCGUUGUCCAUUAAAGCGUUUCUGGGUGUGCCCAGUGCGCGUGCGCAGCCGUGGUCUGGGAGUGGGCCGGUAGGGGGGUCCCAGGUUUUGGAGAUCGUGUUAGAAGGCAGCGGCGCACCGCCCCCCUGCGGUUUUCUCAGCGUGGCGGGACCCGCAGCCCGAGCACCUGGGGCGGGUGGCCUGCUGCUGGGCGGUGUUCUGCUGUAGCCGCGCUUGUCUCUGCUUCCCGAGACCCCCGUCUUUCUCGCUGCUCCGGGACCCGGUGUCUGGUCACCUUUCUGAAUCCGGAGGAGAGGCGGUUUAGGAGAGCACACUCGAAAGAGUGGGUUUCAGGACUCGAGGGGGAAGGAGGGCUAUGCUGGGGAAUUUCCGGAGAUGAGGUUAACCUAAAGGAGAUGGAGGAGGGGAUCCCAACUGCUAGAAUCCUGGGCAGGGUCUGGGGGUCCGGACCUGGCCUGGGGGUAUCGGAGCCCGGAUUGGGGGGAGUGAGCCCCACGUGCCUGUGACGCGGGGGCGCCGGGUAGGCGGCGGUAGCGGCGGCGGCGGCGGCGGCAGCGACGCGAGGCCGGCGGCCGUGCAGUGCCCGGAGGACAGAGAGAUGCUGCGCGCCGCACUCCUUCUUCUGCCCGGGUUGCCCCUGGCGGGGGCGGGGGCCACAGAAGAACCCACCCAGGAGUCGGGGCGGUUGGGUGAGCCUCCUCCGGGCUUGGCGCUCUUCCGCUGGCAGUGGCACGAGGUGGAGGCUCCCUACCUGGUGGCCCUGUGGAUCCUGGUGGCCAGCUUGGCCAAAAUCGUGUUCCACCUGUCUCGGAAGGUCACCUCUCUGGUCCCUGAGAGCUGCCUGCUGAUCUUGCUGGGCCUGGUGCUAGGGGGCAUUGUCUUAGCUGUGGCCAAGAAGGCUGAGUACCAGCUGGAGCCUGGGACCUUCUUCCUUUUCCUGCUCCCUCCCAUCGUGCUAGACUCAGGCUAUUUCAUGCCCAGCCGGCUGUUUUUUGACAACCUGGGCGCCAUCCUCACCUACGCCGUGGUGGGCACGCUCUGGAAUGCCUUCACGACAGGCGUUGCCCUCUGGGGCCUGCAGCAGGCUGGACUUGUGGCUCCUAAGGUACAGGCUGGCCUGCUGGAUUUCUUGCUGUUUGGAAGCCUCAUCUCAGCGGUGGACCCUGUGGCCGUGUUGGCUGUCUUUGAGGAGGUGCACGUCAACGAGACACUCUUUAUCAUCGUCUUCGGCGAGUCUCUGCUCAAUGAUGCAGUAACUGUGGUGCUGUACAAGGUCUGCAACUCCUUUGUGGAGAUGGGCUCUGCCAACGUGCAGGCCACUGACUACCUGAAGGGAGUCGCCUCCCUGUUUGUGGUCAGUCUGGGCGGGGCAGCCGUGGGCUUAGUCUUUGCCUUCCUCCUGGCCCUGACCACACGCUUCACCAAGCGGGUCCGCAUCAUCGAGCCGCUGCUGGUCUUCCUCCUCGCCUACGCAGCCUACCUCACUGCUGAAAUGGCCUCCUUGUCCGCCAUUCUUGCGGUGACCAUGUGUGGCCUGGGGUGUAAGAAAUACGUGGAGGCCAACAUCUCCCAUAAGUCACGCACCGCUGUCAAGUACACGAUGAAAACGCUUGCCAGCUGUGCCGAGACGGUCAUCUUCAUGCUGCUUGGCAUCUCAGCCGUGGACUCUUCCAAGUGGGCCUGGGACUCCGGGCUGGUGCUGGGCACCCUCUUCUUCAUCCUGUUCUUCCGAGCCCUCGGCGUAGUCUUGCAGACGUGGGUGCUGAAUCAGUUCCGGCUGGUCCCUCUGGACAAGAUUGACCAGGUGGUGAUGUCCUAUGGGGGCCUUCGGGGGGCUGUGGCCUUUGCUCUCGUCAUCCUACUGGACAGGACCAAGGUCCCUGCCAAGGACUACUUUGUGGCCACCACUAUUGUGGUGGUCUUCUUCACAGUCAUCGUGCAGGGUUUGACCAUCAAGCCACUAGUCAAGUGGCUGAGGGUGAAGAGGAGUGAUUACCACAAACCCACCUUGAACCAGGAGCUCCACGAGCACACUUUUGACCACAUUCUGGCUGCAGUGGAGGACGUUGUGGGGCACCAUGGCUACCACUACUGGAGGGACAGGUGGGAACAGUUUGACAAGAAGUACCUGAGUCAGCUCUUGAUGCGGCGGUCAGCCUAUCGUAUCCGAGACCAGAUCUGGGAUGUGUACUACAGACUCAACAUCCGGGACGCCAUCAGCUUUGUGGACCAGGGAGGCCACGUCUUGUCCUCCACGGGGCUCACUCUGCCCUCUAUGCCUAGCAGAAACUCUGUGGCAGAGACCUCUGUCACCAACCUGUUGAGGGAGAGCGGCAGCGGAGCGUGUCUGGAUCUGCAGGUGAUUGACACGGUGCGCAGCGGCCGAGACCGGGAAGACGCUGUGAUGCAUCAUCUGCUCUGCGGAGGCCUCUACAAGCCACGGCGCAGGUACAAAGCUAGCUGCGGCCGCCACUUCAUCUCAGAGGACGCCCAGGAGCGACAGGACAAGGAGGUCUUCCAGCAGAACAUGAAGCGACGGCUCGAGUCCUUUAAGUCCACCAAGCAUAACAUCUGUUUCACCAAGAGCAAACCUCGACCCCGUAAGACGGGCCAUAAGAAGAAGGAUGGUGUGGCUAAUCCCGAAGCUACCAAUGGGAAGCCUCCUCGAGACCUGGGCUUUCAGGAUACAGCUGCUGUGAUACUAACUGUGGAGUCUGAGGAGGAGGAAGAAAGCGACAGUUCAGAGACAGAGAAAGAGGACGAUGAAGGAAUCAUCUUCGUGGCUCGGGCCACCAGUGAGGUUCUCCAAGAAGGCAAGGUCUCAGGAAGCCUUGAGGUGUGUCCGAGCCCACGCAUCAUCCCCCCAUCCCCAACCUGUGCGGAGAAGGAGUUACCUUGGAAGAGUGGGCAGGGAGACCUGGCUGUGUAUGUGUCUUCCGAAACAACCAAGAUCGUGCCUGUGGACAUGCAGACGGGCUGGAACCAGAGCAUCUCGUCCCUGGAGAGCCUGGCAUCCCCUCCCUGUACCCAGCCCCCGACGCUAACCCGCUUACCUCCCCACCCUCUGCUCACCGAAGAGCCCCAGGUUCCUCCUGACCCGCCCUCUGACCCCCGCUCUAGCUUUGCCUUCCCCCCAAGCCUGGCCAAGGCCGGCCGUUCUCGCAGCGAGAGCAGCGCCGACAUCCCUCAGCAGCAGGAGCUGCAGCCCCUCAUGGGCCACAAGGACCACACUCACCUUAGCCCGGGCACUGCCAACUCCCACUGGUGCAUCCAGCUCAACAGAGGAGGCAGGCUGUAGCCCAGGGCCGCAGGGAGGAGCAGGAUGUGGAGCCCCUGCAGGGAGUGCCCCUCAGCACGGGCAGGGGAGCCUACCCAGCCUGGUAUGGGGCUAGGAAGGCCUGGACUGAAGCGGUAGCGGCCUCCUGGGGACUGGUCAGAAGGGUUUCCUGGGCUGGUCCUCACGGGGACCCUUCUUACCGCUCUCCCCGCUCUUAGCCCCUCCCACUUUCCAUUUCGAAAAAUGACUCAGGAUCCAGUCCAGAGUUCUAGGGACAGGCCCGCAAGCUGCCCUCCCUUCCCUGGGGCGUCUUCCUGGACUUACUGUUGGCAGCUGUUCCUCCCCACAGAGCAUCACCCCUCAGUGGACACUGGUCCUCCCUGACCCUCUCCAGCACCAGGUCAGGAUCAGCUCAUUGGCAGUGAGGCUUUAUGAGGGGCUGGUCCUCAGAGUGACCGGGCUAGGACGGAGGGCAGGCUCAGUCAGUUCCGCUGACUUGUUGGGUCAGCCACCCAAGUACCACAUCUUGCUUUAGCCCUUUCCCCUUGCUUCCAGUUAUUGAGGUAAUGGUGACUCUUUUUCUAGAACCUAGGCGCUGGGCCAGAGCUGCUUCAUAGCCAGUCUACUGCACUAAGUCUAAAUCUGGAACUUUCUGAGGCUUGGAUCUGAGAUUUUUAGAGUCUCUGGGCCCAUCACCACCUCAGAAUUUUCCCAAAGGGAGAAGGAGCCCAGUAUCCCAGGGUCACUGCACCCCGGCAGAGCUGGGGUGCUGGCUGCAGUGUCUGGGGGCAGCUGGGUAACAGGUGGCUUUCCUGGGGUUAGCCCCCGACCUGUGUUUUGUACCUUAAACCCAAGAUACAUUAAACAUGUCUC
This is a messenger RNA of Apodemus sylvaticus (European woodmouse), 4454 nucleotides long. RefSeq names its product solute carrier family 9 member A5 (gene Slc9a5). The record is from RefSeq and is a predicted model, not a curated record. The transcript has 16 exons. NCBI's taxonomy places the organism in Eukaryota, Metazoa, Chordata, Mammalia, Rodentia, Muridae. The coding region runs from base 903 to 3602 and encodes 899 amino acids. Gene Ontology annotation, molecular function: sodium:proton antiporter activity. Gene Ontology annotation, biological process: regulation of pH; sodium ion transport; proton transmembrane transport. Gene Ontology annotation, cellular component: membrane.